CAAGAUCACGAAAAGCUAUAUUUGCACAAGGACAGAAGCAAAACAUGGAGAAUUCCUCUCCAAAUCAAUCUUCAGAAGGGCCUUCUGGCUUUAGCGACAGCGAUAUGAGCGCAGACGAAAGUCUCUCGGCGGAUAAAAGCAGAAUCGCUUCUUUGGUACAAGAAAAGCGUGUUUUAACCGUAGAACUCGAGACGUACAAGCUGAAAUGCAAAACUCUGGCGGAGGAAAACAAAGCACUUCGAAAAGCCAGCGUGUUUAUCCAAGCAAAGGCCGAACAAGAAGAGGAAUUCAUAUCCAACACAUUGAUGAAAAAAAUUCAAUCGUUGAAGAAAGAAAAGGAAUCCUUGGCCAUGAAUUAUGAGCAGGAAGAGGAAUUCCUGACAAAUGACUUGUCCAGGAAAUUGAUGCAAUUGAGGCAGGAGAAAUUUCAGUUGGAACAAACUCUUGAGCAAGAACAAGAAUUCCAAGUGAACACACUGAUGAGGAAGAUUGAAAGACUAGAGGCUGAUGUUGUCUCAAAGCAAAGCUGCCUUGAACAGUUGAGGAAAGAAAAAGUAGACCUUGAGAACACUUUGGAACAAGAGCAGGAAUCUCUUGUGAACAGGCUUUGGAAGAAAAUGGAGAGGUUGGAAUCACAGAAAAGAAAUCUUCAAGAGAGAUUAGAAGAGCCCGUAUCAGAACCACCCUCACCCAAGGAGCUAGAUGAUCCAAAUGACAUCACCAUUAAAACAAUGACCUCCAAAAUUAAGUCCCUCAGAGACGAAGUGAAAAGGCUACGAGGUCAACUGCUUGCUUCAGAGAAAGAACAUGUCGAAAAGAUGGCCGCGCUUGAGAAAGAAGAAAGACAAAUCAAGGAAGAAAAUAUUCGUCUUCAAAGACGGUUGUUGUUGGAACAAGAAAGAAGAGAAAACUUAGGAAGACAGUUGUCGGAGAGCGAGUCCAGUUUAGAAAUGGAGGAUGAGAGACAUUUCAAUGAGUACAACACAAGCUAUAGUGGACAUCGCGAAAGGACGAGGUCCUUAUCACCAGUUGGUUGUUUAGCAUUUGGUUUCUCCUCCUCGUCACCUCGCUCCAGUCUCCACUCGUCCACAAGCAGUCUGGCGUCGCAAAGUCUGCCAACCAUGGGAACCUCUCCGCCAACCGGGAGGCAUAUCAAACACGUGAGCCCUAAGCCAAGCAAGCCAGCGGCAGGUGGUAGUGGGGCAAGCUCAUCAAGUACAACAGUAUGACAGAUGAAGAAUGUGUGUACCAUAAUAGUCUAUGUUGUUUGGCGCACGGCCUUUUAAAGGUUUCACGCGAAUUGAAAAUCUCCAAAAAAAAAUAAAUAUACCCGUUACCUUUCGGUAUCAGUCUGAAAACUAGCACUGGAUAGAUGUAUCCUCUUAUGAAAUUGGAUUUUUGACCAUGUUUACUUUCCCCAAAGCCGAAUUGAAAAUGCGGACACAUGUUUUGCUGAUUCAAAUCAAAAUGUCGCAAACGUCAGCAUGUACUAGCUGCUAGUUUUCAGAUCACUGCCUAUCAGCAAGCCAAAUUGGCGAUUGCACACCCCCUUUUAAAAAAGCACCCAAUUCAAUGGUUUGCGGAACAGUUGUUCCCAGUUGAUGAAAACAGUGAAUCAUGAAUUAGAUAUUGAGGAAGGUUCUAAACAGGGUUUUUAACAUUGAAAAACAUUGAAAAGUGAAUUCUUUUGAAUCUCUAGUGCUUUGAACCCUGACAGCAAUGGUUAUACCCUGUUUUGAUCAGGGUAACCAAUGUUAACAGUUUUAUCGCUGUACUACAAUAGAUGAAAGGCUACCAGAAAACGUAAUCUCGGGGCUUUCGGUUAAACCAAUGGCUUGCCCGUCAUGUACAAAAUUUGAACGCAGGAAUUUCAUUUUCCAAGGCGUAUUGGAGGUAGCCUUUCAUGUACUAUGUAGUAUAGUAUGGUUUUCACCCUCGGCGAGCACCAAUUGUUCAGCAAAAGCUCCUUGAAACCAUUAGGAAUUAGUAAAAACAUGUAAAUAUUAGUAUUGUGGAUGGCUUUAGCAAAAAACGCUUUAACUGCAAAGUGCAAACGGGCAUGAAAGGUCGCACUCACUUUUUGGUAUAGCACCACAAUGGAAGAACAUAUCACAAUAGAAAUCUAGAAUCUAAACAUAUUGAUCCUGGUUACUUGAAAAAGCUUGGAUAAAAAAAACUUAGGGACGGUAUUCUUCAAACGACUUUAAUUAAUCGUAGUGUUUGAGUAGUAAAAUUCGAUUUUUUAAAGAAUACGUGGUUUUUGAGAAUAAGUUGGUGUAGCGUUCAUUUCAAAACGCUUGGAAUUUGUGUGUACGCUACCUUCUACAUUUGCAUGUAUACCCGGUUUUUUUUUUCUAAAAAUGAGUCGAGAUAUUUUUUUACAACACCGUAAGCAAUAUGUGCAGUAAUUAUAGCCUAGGUCUUUUUUGUGUUGCAAAGUCAGCGUUGCAAAGAAAAGUUCCAGAGUGAAUGUUGCUAAGAUUUUAAUGUAGCAAAUAUAAAAACUACACUAAAUUGGCUUCCGUUUUUCACACAAAGUCUUAAAUAAGUCCGAUAACGGAUUCCACACACUGGCGCUCAAAUAUAACUGACUUAGCAACCGAAAUAACCGUCAACUACGCAGUUUGCCUUUUCGAAAAGGAAAACUGCUUAAUUGUCGACAACUAAUAAUUUAGAUUUUAGUUGCCGACAACUUGCGCGACAGACUACGUUUUUUAGUUGGCGAUAACUUUUAGUUGUCGAUCUCAAAUAGUUGUCGACAACUAAAUCCCUAUAGUCUGUGGAGGCCCUUAGUUCCUCGUUAUCACUUGACUGCGUCUAUUGUAUCGAUUAAAGACGUAACAACAGCCGAUCUAGAGGCAAAAAUAUAACCCAUUGUAGCCUGCAGACAGCAAUGCCAAUGGGAACAAAAAUGUUUAAUUGAUCAAAAACCGUAAAAGAUGUGCUAAUAUAAUUCUUGAACGGUUUUUUCUCCGCUCAACACGAAAACAACUCGCGGGCCACAGCAUGCGUUGGUUGUAAUCAGCUUUCCAAAAUAAUCCGUCGAGGAUUAAAUAUCUUCUCAGAUAUAUGAUAUGGCUUCUGGAAGUUGUUUUCGCGAUGUGUGGAUGAUAGUGUUUAGUGGCAGAGAUAAUUCUGUCAAAGUAAAUGAUGUAAAAUGAUUCUAUUGUAAAAAACCGAUGAACAAAAUUAAAAUCCA
Dendronephthya gigantea is the source of this 3199-nucleotide messenger RNA. Its product is annotated as coiled-coil domain-containing protein 6-like. The transcript has 9 exons. NCBI's taxonomy places the organism in Eukaryota, Metazoa, Cnidaria, Anthozoa, Malacalcyonacea, Nephtheidae. The record is from RefSeq and is a predicted model, not a curated record. The coding region runs from base 45 to 1229 and encodes 394 amino acids.